UCCCCUGUCAGUUGCGGACACACUCCUUCAGCUCCUUUUCUUUUCUGUUUGCAAUCAGAAACACGGGAAAAAGAAAAAAAAUGGGAAGAGGAAAAUUCAAGGGCAAACCCACCGGCCACCGCCAUUUCUCAACUCCGGAAGAACUCCGUACUGGUAGAUCAGCUAGGCCCCGUACUUUUAGGAAGGAAGAAGCUGAAGUGGAGGAAGAAGUAGAACAAGAAGAGUCUGAAGAGGAAAUAGAAGAAGAGCCUGAGAAACGGAAAGGGGCCCAAGGGCUUAUUCAGAUUGAGAAUCCAAAUUUAGGUAAAUCAAAGAAUGUCAAAGCUAAAGAUAUUGAUAUGGGGAAAGCUACUGAACUAUCAAGGCUUGAAAGAGAGGGGAUAGAAAAUCAAAAAGCACAUGAACUGUAUAUGAAGCUGCAGGAACAAGGGAAAACUGAGCAAUCAAGAAAAGAUUUAGAGCGCUUAGCCAUGAUUAGGCAAUAAAGGGCAGAGGCUGCUAAGAAGAGAGAAGAAGAGAGGGCUGCAAAAGAACAAAAGAAAGUUGAAGCCCGCAAAUAAAUAGGUUUAGGAAACAUAAUGAUUAUGAUCGGUUUAGCAUCAGCUCUCUUUAUACUAAAAAUUUUAUCCCAUUAAAAGAAAAAUACAAACUUAUAGACACUAUAAAUUUCCUAAACUUGAUUUCAACUUCUUAUCUGCUUUUGGAUCUUCUCAAACUGCAUGCUGAUUGUUCAUGUUUCUUAGUGAGGAUACUCUGUUA
Hibiscus syriacus is the source of this 759-nucleotide messenger RNA. Its product is annotated as 28 kDa heat- and acid-stable phosphoprotein-like. The coding region runs from base 81 to 485 and encodes 134 amino acids. Gene Ontology annotation, cellular component: cytosol. The transcript is spliced from 8 exons. The record is from RefSeq and is a predicted model, not a curated record. Lineage: Eukaryota; Viridiplantae; Streptophyta; Magnoliopsida; Malvales; Malvaceae. Gene Ontology annotation, molecular function: RNA binding.